AUACUUCAUCAUCAAUAAUAAUUUAUUGAAGUCUAAGAAAAAACCAAAUUCGCAUAUUCUAAACUCAAAAUCUGAAUUAGUAAUAGACUUCAUAUAAUCGCUGUGCCAUUACGGGAAGAUUAAGUAGUUCCUUUAUGUCAUAUACAUGAAAGAAACAUUAUACAAGAAAAGUUUUUCUGGAUAUUGUCAACUGGGCAGUACGCGUCAAAAUACAACUAAAACCGAUCUAAAAGUCUAACGUCAUGGCUCUUAACGACAAAACUAAUUCCUCUGCAAUGAGUUGCAAGAAUGUUUCGAAUCCCAUCAAGUGUCGAAUGGGAAACGAUGGUAAAGCAAUGCUACUUCGAUUGCCCAGCAUUCGCCGCGAUGUGGGACGUCCCAAGAUCUUUGAAAACAGCAAACUUAUUAAAAGUAUACUCUUAGACAAUCCCAACUUCACUUCCAUCGAUGUGAAACGGAAAUUAGAGUCACUGCAUGGCAUCACAAUGAGUCGACGUACCGUUCAACGUCGUAUCAGUGAAAUACGAACCAAGCAACUGGAGUUGCAGGACGAAAAUGAAGAGAAUUUUGAAAUUGGUCACCUUAGUAAGGAAGCCAAAAAGAGACGCUUGGAGUGGGCGCUGGCCCAUCAGGACUGGACGGUUCAAGAUUGGCGUAAUGUCUUCAACUUGAAUGAUAUCAAGUUUAUUAGUGGUAACCUUACGCCCAAGCAAAUCUGUGCCGACUCUUUACUAGGACCGGAGGGAACUGCCAAUGAUCUAAAUCUUCUUGAACAAUUGAUGUCUAUUAUUGAGCCAAAAAUAAGGGAACUGCCACAUGCACCAAAAAAUAUAAAUCAAUUCCGAAAGACACUCUAUAACAUAUGGGACACUGAUCAGGAAAUGAUGGACAAAAUUGAGCUGCUGUACGUAUCCAUGACAUGGCGUGUGGCUUCUGUAAUAAAAAGUGGCGGAGAGGAAUCCGAUUUUUGACUACUUGCAGCUUUACCUAGAGGGUAGAGGUAGACUACUACUACCUAGACUUAGUAUUAUGUUAAGAAACUUUAAAAAAAAUGAUACUAUACUUUUUUUUUAAAUUCAACCAAGCUUAGCAUAGAAAACUCAUUGUCUUAACUUUAUAAGAGUAAACAAGUUAAUAACUUGUAUAAUUGUUCCUAAAACCUGAGAUCCUAGAUCAAGGUGUUUCCAUAAUUAGAUCGUUCCAUAAUUAAAUGGAACAACCAAAUAAUUUUAAUCUGAGACAAGUCGUCGCCAUAAAACAAAUAGUUUAGACAGAGACAGACAUUGAAAAAAAGUGUAUAUUUCUGUUGCCAAAUUUUGUCAUAAAAUUCACUUUCACUGUCAAUUUCUUUUUCAAAUUUAUUCAAAAUUAGCAUUCAUAGUUCACUUUUGCAUAAAUUCGACAGCAGCUUUUCGCAUACAUGAAUACUUUAAAUAUAACAAUUUUGUAUUAAGAAUUUUUGAUAUACUAGAAUAAAGAACAAUGGAAA
This is a messenger RNA of Drosophila willistoni, 1489 nucleotides long. RefSeq lists its product as uncharacterized. The transcript has a single exon. Lineage: Eukaryota; Metazoa; Arthropoda; Insecta; Diptera; Drosophilidae. The record is from RefSeq and is a predicted model, not a curated record. The coding region runs from base 243 to 971 and encodes 242 amino acids.